UGCAUAGAAAGACUCACCAAAUGAUGACAAGUGUAUUUCACACCAAAACGGCUAAACAUGAGCAAAAACCAAAGAAACCGCUAUCAACUUCUCAAUUCCACGUGUCUCUCUCCUUCCUCUCCAUGACAACAAGCUCUUCCUCUAGACCCGAUUUCUCAGACACCUGUUCUCUCUAUAUGAGUUUAUCUUGUCACAAACCCACUUUGUCAUUGUUGUUCUGGUGGAAAUUUAUCUCUUUCUUGUUUUUUAGUUUGAGCUGAAGAGGAAAAAUAAAAUAGAAAACCACCCAUUUUUGUGUUUGAGCCAAUUCAAUAGAAUUUCUGAUCUAUUUUUGCUGUAUCUGUUUUGUUUGAUUGUGAACAGAGCAACCCAUUUGCCUUUUGUGUUAAAAGAAGUGAAUGAGAUUGGAAAUGAAUGAUCAUGGAGAAGACAAAAUUGCUUUUGAGAUGUGCGUGGUGGUUCCAAGGAGGGAUGCGAGAAAAGAAGAUGAGCAUUGUGACUGCGUUGAGGUUCUUGUAAAGGAAUUGAAGAAAGUGGGGUUUAUAGUUGAUAGAGCUCUUGGCCUAACAGAUGAGUUUAUUAAGUUGGCUGCUCCUCUGGUGACAUUGGGGAAGGCUGCAGCUGAGCUGCAAAUGAAGAAGCUUACUUAUAUUGGAAUGGAUCUACAAUUUGAAUGGGAGGAGCUCAAAGUAUUUGUGAGACAACCAGAUGGUUCAUUGUUUAGUUGGUGUGAACGUUUUGAGUGCUACGGUCAUUUAUUGUAUGGAAUUGUAAACAAGAGCAAGUCAGAUGCAACUUUAAAAUGGGAUAGCAUGGAGUAUCUCUGGGAAGUUGGGGAAUCUUUGCUGCGGAGGUUGGAAUCUGAUGGCAUUGUUAAACAGGUUUUUCCUCUACAUGUUGAAAUUAAGAGGAAGGAGCUUUUAAGAAGUUGGGUGCUGGAUUGGCGGAACUUCACAAAUCAACCAAUUGAUGACAUGUAUUCAUAUUUUGGAUUGAAGAUUGCCAUCUAUUUUGCUUUCCUUCGUAUGUAUACACGUUGGUUGCUUUUUCCAGCUGCUUAUGGGCUUGUCGUGCAGUUGGUUGACUUUGGAUCAUUGCAGUUCCUAGUUCUCCCAACAUUCUUCAUGAGCAUAAUAUUAUGGGCAGUGCUGUUUUUCCAGUUCUGGAAACGUAAAAACUCUGCCCUUUUAGCUAGAUGGCAGAUGCAUGAUUCAGCUAGUGCUAACCAAGGAUAUAAAUUUCUGGGCAUGGAAUGGAGUUCCUUACAGUCACCUCCAGAACUAGUAAAGACUGUGGGGAUUGAUAAAACAAAAGAGAAAGAAACAUAUCAAAGAUAUGAAUGGUUUGGGUAUCUUAUGCUAUUAAGAAAUAAUGCUAUCAUCAUUUCGAGUAUUAUCUGCCUCCAGUUGCCAUUUGAGUUGGCUUAUGCUCAUCUUUAUGAGGUCACAGAGUCGGAUAUGAUAAAGUUUGCGCUGACAGCUCUAUAUCUUGUUCUCAUUCAGUAUUUCACCAAGAUUGGGGGCAACAUAUCAAUGAAGCUCAUACGAUGUGAGAACAAUGAAAACACAGAAAAUGAGAGUGACAGCUUGGUCUACAAAGUUUUUGGCCUCUAUUUUAUGCAGUCAUAUAUAGGAAUUUUCUAUCAUGCUCUUCUGCAUCGCAACUUCAAGACCCUUCGCCAGGUUUUAAUCCAACGUCUGAUUGUAUAUCAGGUGCUGGAGAAUCUGUUGGGGAACUCACUACCCUAUCUCAAGUACAGUUUUAAGAAAUAUAGGGCUGUUAGAAAUAAGAAAAAACAGGAGAAAGGACCAUCAGAUGGGAAGAUCCAGGUCAAUUCCAAGGUGGAGAAAGAGUACUUAAAGCCUACAUAUUCUGCAAGUAUAGGUGAAGAACUAGAAGAUGGACUUUUUGAUGACUUUCUGCGGUUGACAUUGCAAUUUGGAAUGAUCAUGAUGUUUGCUUGUGCAUUCCCCCUUGCAUUUGCCUUUGCUACCGUGAACAGCUUCACAGAAAUUAGAACAGAUGCAUUGAAGCUGCUCAGCAUAUUGAAAAGGCCAGUUCCUCGUGCUGCUGCCACCCUUGGAGCUUGGCUGAACAUAUUUCAGUUUCUAAUAGUGAUGUCAAUCUGCACCAACUCUGCCCUUCUAGUAUGCUUAUAUGAUCGAGAGGGCAAGUGGAAAAUAGAGCCUGGGCUUGCCGCUAUUCUUGUCUUGGAGCAUGUUCUCUUGUUAGUUAAAUUUGGUUUAUCUCGCUUUCUUCCUGAGGAACCUGCUUGGAUAAGAGCCAACCGUGUGAAAAAUGCCAAGCAAGCACAAGGAAUGUAUUCGAAACAACUUCUGAAAAGCAUUUCUAAAAAGACCAAGUGAAGGAUAUAGAACAAGCACUUUUUAUAAUGCAAUAUUGACAAGUAGUAGACCAACAAUUCUGAAGCUGGAAAUUUGUAGUUGUUUAUGAGAAUGGAGAUGAGUUUCCUGAAAUUUUGAUAGUAACUGUAUUCACUUUAUGCGUGGGUUUCUUUUCCCUUUUGUAAGAUUUGAUCUAGACUACUGGAUUUUGUAAUACUAGUAAUACAAUAUUAUCUCUUUAUUGUA
Molecule: messenger RNA, 2591 nt
Organism: Ricinus communis (castor bean)
Lineage: Eukaryota; Viridiplantae; Streptophyta; Magnoliopsida; Malpighiales; Euphorbiaceae
Product: anoctamin-like protein At1g73020
Exons: 17
Coding region: 399-2366 (655 amino acids)
Biological process (GO): chloride transmembrane transport
Molecular function (GO): chloride channel activity
Source: RefSeq, a predicted model, not a curated record